AUGCUUCGAGCUCAGGUCUUCUUAUGGGCAUAUAUAUUGAUAUUUUUCCCUGCUAGUGUUGUAGCGCAAGGCCUUGGUGUUAACUGGGGUGUCAUAGCAUCACAUCCUUUAGACCCUAAGAUUGUCGUCAAUAUUUUAAAAGAUAAUGGCAUAAAAAAGGUUAAGCUUUUCCAUGCUCAACAUGACAUUCUAACUGCCCUGUCUGGAACCGAUAUUGAGGUCAUGGUGGGGAUCCCCAAUCAUUCUUUGGAAAGUCUUUGGAAAGUCUUUCUGAGAAAUAUAGUGUACGUGGCCGUAGGAAAUGAACCAUUUCUGGCAGCCUACAAUGGUACGUACAAUAACCUUACACUCCCAGCUAUGAAAAACAUACUGAAAGCACUAAAUGAAGCAGGUGUUGGAAAAGAUAUCAAAGUAUCAACACCGCUCAAUGGUGAUGUUUACAUCACACCAACUUACAAACCAUCAGAUGGAAUAUUUCGACAUGACUUGGCAGAUAUCAUGAAUGGAAUAUGUGAAUUUCUCCAUAAAAAUGAUUCUGCCUUUAUAGUCAAUAUCUAUCCUUUCCUAAAUCUUUAUCAAAAUCCUGGAUUCCCUGAACCUUAUGCCUUCUUUGAUAACGAUGACUCAAACUCUAUGGAUGAUCAUGGUGUUAAAUAUCGUAGUGUUUUAGAUGCUAAUAUUGACACUCUUGUCGCGGCACUUAAAGUAGCUAAUUUCUCGGAUAUACCAAUCAUCGUGGGGGAAGUUGGAUGGCCAACUGAUGGUAAUAUUUACGCCACAACAAAAAAUGCUAAAAAGUUUUAUAAUGGGUUGCUAAAGCGAAUGGCAAAAAAUGAAGGAACUCCACUUCGCCCGAAGCAGUAUCCUGAUGUGUAUAUGUUCUCUCUGUUGGAUGAAGAUCUUAAGAGUAUUGAUCCAGGAAUGUUUGAGAGGCAUUGGGGGAUUUUCAGCUUUGACGGACAACCUAAGUUUCCAAUGGACUUGUCAGGGAAAGGACAGAACAAGUUGCUUGUCGGUGGAAAAAAUGUCAAAUACAUGGAAAAGCAGUGGUGUGUGUAUAACAAAGAUGCUUCUAACCAAAAGGAUUUGCCUGUAAAGGUUGCAUGGGCUUGCAAUAGUACUGAUUGCACAACCUUGGUACCUGGAGCUUCAUGUUCUGGUAUGGGUAUUGACAUGAAUGCCUCGGUUGCCUUCAACAUGUACUACCAAAUGGCAAAUCAAACUAAAGGUGCAUGUGAUUUUGAAGGUUUAGCCAAAAUUGUCAAGCAAGAUCCAUCUAAUGGGACAUGUCGGUUCCCAAUUAUGAUUAAAACUAUCCAAACUACAUCAAAUUCUGAUGCGUCUGCUCCUAAAUCAUCAAGUAUUGUAGCGCAAGGCCUUGGUGUCAACUGGGGUGUCAUAGCAUCGCAUCCUUUAGACCCUAAGAUUGUUGUUAAUAUGUUAAAAGAUAAUGGCAUAAAAAAGGUUAAGCUUUUCCAUGCUGAGCAUGACAUUCUAACUGCCCUGUCUGGAACUGAUAUUGAGGUCAUGGUGGGGAUCCCCAAUCAUUCUUUGGAAAGUCUUUCUGAGAAAUAUAGUGUAGCACAAGCUUGGGUGAAAGCAAAUAUCACUGCAUAUAUGGGUAAAAAGGGUGUCAACUUCAAAUACGUGGCCGUAGGAAAUGAACCAUUUUUGGCAGCUUACAAUGGUACGUACAAUGACCUUACUCUCCCAGCUAUGAAAAACAUAUUGAAAGCACUAAAUGAAGCGGGUGUUGGAAAAGAUAUCAAAGUAUCAACACCGCUCAAUGGUGAUGUUUACAUCACACCUACUUACAAACCAUCGGAUGGAAUAUUUCGACAUGACUUGGCAGAUAUCAUGAAUGGAAUAUGUGAAUUUCUCCAUAAAAAUAAUGCUGCUUUAAUCGUCAAUAUCUAUCCUUUCCUAAAUCUUUACCAAAAUCCUGGAUUCCCAGAACCUUAUGCCUUCUUUGAUAACGAUGACUCAAACUCUAUGGAUGAUCAUGGUGUUAAAUAUUGUAGUGUUUGA
Messenger RNA from Gossypium arboreum, 2028 nucleotides. RefSeq names its product glucan endo-1,3-beta-glucosidase 8-like. Gene Ontology annotation, molecular function: hydrolase activity, hydrolyzing O-glycosyl compounds. The transcript is spliced from 4 exons. The record is from RefSeq and is a predicted model, not a curated record. Lineage: Eukaryota; Viridiplantae; Streptophyta; Magnoliopsida; Malvales; Malvaceae. Gene Ontology annotation, cellular component: plasma membrane. Bases 1 to 2028 code for a protein of 675 amino acids. Gene Ontology annotation, biological process: carbohydrate metabolic process.